Dendronephthya gigantea is the source of this 1070-nucleotide messenger RNA. Its product is annotated as E3 ubiquitin-protein ligase TRIM58-like. Gene Ontology annotation, molecular function: protein binding; zinc ion binding. The transcript is spliced from 5 exons. The record is from RefSeq and is a predicted model, not a curated record. Lineage: Eukaryota; Metazoa; Cnidaria; Anthozoa; Malacalcyonacea; Nephtheidae. The annotation marks the transcript as partial.
AGGCCAACUCUGAGACGAUAUAACAGCUCUUUGGACGCGUUACCAGACUGCGAAGAGCAUGGUGAGAAACUCAAGCUUUAUUGCAACGAAUGCAAAGUGGUUUGUUGUACUUUCUGUGAAAUCGAAGGCAGCCACAAAGAUCACAAAACUCUCCAUAUUCACGAAGCCGAAGACCUCGACAAGAGAGGUCUGUGUCGUUUGCAGCAAAAAGUUGACGAAUAUGGCGAGAAAUAUAUAAAAUCUCGUAGCGACGUUCAAAAAUCUAUUGAGGAAACGAAACGAAACGAUAUUCGAGUUCAGGAUCUUGUUAGAAGGUAUUUUCGUGAGCUGAAGACGUCGAUUGAUCAUGGAGAGAAAAUCAUCUUGGAGGAAAUUGAUAAGCGAAAUAAAGCCACUUUAAGAUCGCUUAACGAACAAUUGAGUUCAAUGAUCGAGAUUUCAAGCCGUGCAAAAACCGCCAGUCGAAAAUGUGACGAAAUUUUAAGUCUGGACUACUUUGGCUUGAUGGACGCCAAAAAAGACGUUGAAAAUGACGUCAAAAAUGUCCUUAAGAUGGAAUGUAAGACUGUACCAUGUGUUUCUUCCAAACUUCUCUGUCAGUUUCCAAAACACGAAACAUUACUCAACGAACUAAGAACUUGUGCAAAAAUUGUUGCAGUUCCAGACGCACCAGUCCAGUUGAGUUGUAAACUAAUUGAGCCAACUGUCAUAUCUGUCCAGUGGAGUCCACCUUCGGCGAGACCGUUCAUCUAUCCAGUACAGGAGUACCUUUUACAGAGUGAUACAGGUGGAGAAAAUGGAUAUAUAGAUUUGCAUAAAGGCAGCUCAACAAGUGUUUCAGUCAACACACAAGAUGGCAGUAUUUUGGGUGAUGUGAAAUGCAAACCAGACAUGCAAAUGAAUCAACUGCAAAAUCGCGUACAAUUUCGAGUCGCCGCUAUCAACAUUGUUGGACAGAGUCAUUGGAGUUCUCCAUUUGCCAUUCGAGUGCCUGGGCAAUGAUCGCAAAAUAUAGAACUGGAGUUUUGUUUUGCAUAUUGGAUUCUUUAAUAAGAAUUAAAAUUUUUUAU